AGAAAUUCUGCAAGAACAAGAGUGGUAUCACACUGAACGCUUGUAGUUAUGUCGAAGAACAAUUAUUUGGAAGUUCAAAAGGCAAUGGAAGGUAUUGUACGUGAUGCGUCUCGUACGAUUAUAUUUCGCAAUAAAAGUUGGUACAGUACUAAAAGCCUCCCUGAAAUGAGUGACUACAUAAAAAGAGUUGAUAUCAAUCUUGAUGAUGUUGAUGGAUUGAACAUAAUUCAUGUAAGUGGUACAAAGGGUAAAGGUUCUGUGUCUGCUUUUUGUGAAAGUAUAUUACGAGCAAAUGGGUUCAAAACAGGAUUAUACAGCUCACCACAUUUGGUAGAAUUUCGUGAGCGAAUCCGCAUCAAUGGUUUAACACUGACAAAGGAUGUUUUCAGUAAAUAUUUCUUUGAUGUCUACAAUAAAUUAGAGUCAACAAAAUGCGAGUAUCCUGAAACUAUGCUGAGUGGAUUCAGAUUUAUGACAUUAAUGGCAUUGAAUGUGUUCAUACAUGAAAAGGUUGAUGUUGUCAUUCUUGAAGUGGGCGUUGGUGGCGCUUAUGAUUGCACCAACAUUGUGCAAAGCCCGAGAGUGGUUGGCAUCACUUUAUUGGACUUGGAUCAUACAAAUUUGUUAGGAAACACGAUUGAUAGCAUAGCAUGGCACAAAGCUGGAAUAUGCAAGCCUGGCCGACCAGCAUUCACAAUCCCACAGGUACAGGAGGCCAUGAAUACAUUGAGAUGUAGAGCCAAUGAAAUACACGCGACGAUUCAGAUUGUGCCCGACUUGGAUGAUUACGAUUGGCAAGGGAAGCCAAUGAAGCUUGGACUUGCUGGCGAACAUCAACGUAUUAACGCAUCUUUAGCAAUACAGUUAUGUAGAACAUGGAUAGAAGAACAUAACCUACAUCACUCCAACAAGAGAGCAGGGUUUGGACGUACCAAUACAUAUAGCAUGGAUGGCGACAUCCAGACAGCUUCAGCAUUCAAGUUACCAGCCACGUUUAUAUCAGGACUUCGCGACUGUUGCUUGCCAGGGCGUACACAAAUCGUAAAACAUGACAAUGUUACAUACUAUCUGGAUGGAGCCCAUACACCAAUGAGUAUGAAGGCUGGUGUUAAGUGGUUUAAAGAAGCAUCGGCAGAAGAAAAGCAAACUCUAAAGAAUCGUGUUGCGAAAGUGUUGAUAUUCAAUGUUACGCAUGGCAGGGAUGCUAAAUUAUUAUUGGAGCACCUGGGGCAAUGUAACUUCGCAGCGACUGCCUUCAGCCCAGACAUCACUGAUGUAGACGAUUUAGUAGAAAAAACUUUUGAGAACCUAGUAGAAGAACUUACUAUUUGCAAAGAGAACAGAGGCACAUUUCAGGCAAUGAAAGGGGAAUUAUAUGAUGCAUUGCCAAGCAAACCCACAUCUGCGAGUUUUGUGUGUGCUAUGCAUGCUGUACAGUGGGCAGCCUGCGGCAAAGAUCCAUAUAUACCACAUCCAAGACACAAGGAUCCAACACCACCUCAAAGUAUCAUGGAAGCAGACCAUGUGCAAGUCCUGGUCACUGGAAGUCUUCUUUUAGUCGGUCGAGUCAUUGGAAUUCUUGUUCCAGAUUUUGUAGCAAACGGCAAUGUAUUUGGUGGUGAUUAGCUUUGCCAGUUUACAGCAAUGUCUCUAUCUAUAAUAGAUGAAUUUUGGCAUUGGUGCUAUUAUUGAAAUAAUAACUAGUUAUUGUGAUUUCAGCAGAUAUUAGAAAGGGUUAGAAGGAAUAAAGGAAAGGAUAUGUUUUAUUCAACAAUUUAGCUAUACCAUUAUAUUUGCACACCUGCACGGCUAAACAAUGAAUUAGCUGUAUGUCUAAUUAGCUUGUUUAUGCAAGGUUUUAAUUACCAUUAAUUUAGCCUUGUAUUACGUACUAACACUGAUAAUUAUAUUUACUGUCCCAAUGUUAGUUAAUACUGUGUUCUAAAAUAGGCAUUUUCAAUGC
Molecule: messenger RNA, 1963 nt
Organism: Saccoglossus kowalevskii
Lineage: Eukaryota; Metazoa; Hemichordata; Enteropneusta; Harrimaniidae
Product: folylpolyglutamate synthase, mitochondrial-like
Biological process (GO): tetrahydrofolylpolyglutamate biosynthetic process
Cellular component (GO): cytoplasm; cytosol; mitochondrion
Molecular function (GO): tetrahydrofolylpolyglutamate synthase activity; ATP binding
Source: RefSeq, a predicted model, not a curated record